Macroventuria anomochaeta is the source of this 1679-nucleotide messenger RNA. RefSeq names its product amidase signature enzyme. The coding region runs from base 193 to 1515 and encodes 440 amino acids. NCBI's taxonomy places the organism in Eukaryota, Fungi, Ascomycota, Dothideomycetes, Pleosporales, Didymellaceae. The transcript is spliced from 3 exons. The record is from RefSeq and is a predicted model, not a curated record.
CCUACUACAACAACGCGUUGCACUUGGGCGAUGCUGCGCUGCAAGGACAAUGGGUUUUCUCCUCCAUUUCUAAUCCCUUUCAAUCGACUUUCAUUCAUCUUUCCACAAGUUCAUCAUUCCACUUGCACAAGCAUCAAAUGAGCUUGUAGCGUUUCAUCACCAACAUUCAACGUGCAGUCGUAAGACCACAGGAUGACUUCCGAACUGUACAGAUGUACAGCCACCCAGAUCUUGACCAAGAUCAAAGCAGGCGAGAUUUCGGUUAAGGACUACGCAACAUCACUACUGGAACGUAUCGCAGCUCGAGAUGAGGCUGUCCAGGCUUGGGCAUUCCUUGAUCCAGCAUAUGUGAUGGAGCAGGCCAAGGCACUGGAUGCUGUCCCGUUAGCUGAACGAGAACCUCUUCAUGGAGUGGCUAUCGCUGUGAAAGAUGUCAUCUACACAAAGGACAUGCCGACACAGUUCAAUUCGCCUGUAUAUAAUGACCAUGCCCCAAAAAUCGAUGCUGGCUCCAUCAUGGUGCUUCGCCAAGCUGGUGCGCUGAUCUUGGGCAAGACCACCACCACUGAAUUCGCUGCAACGACUGUAGGCCCCAAGACACGGAAUCCUCAUGAUUCAAAGCGCACCCCUGGGGGAUCCUCGUCUGGUUCUGGCGCUGCCGUCGGUGACUUCCAAGCACCAAUUGGCCUUGGCACUCAAACAGGCGGAAGCACCAUUCGACCAGGCUCUUACAAUGGCAUCUACGCUUUCAAGCCUACCUGGAAUACCAUCACUCGAGAAGGCCAAAAGAUCUACUCUCUCAUCCUAGAUACGCUCGGGUUCUAUGCUCGCAGCGUCGCCGACCUCGAACUUCUCGCCGAUACGUUCGCUAUUCUGGAUGAUGUCCCAGCCCCGAAAGACUUCACUGUCAAGGGCGCAAAGUUCGCUUUCUUGAAAACUAUGGUCUGGCCGAGCGUCGGCUCCGGUACCAAUGCCACACUCGACAAAGCUGUGUCUCUACUCCGUGCGCAUGGUGCGGAGGUUGAAGAGAUCACUUUUCCAGAACAGCUCAACAACCUCCCCGCAUGGCAUGCUACAGUUCUCGCUUCGGAGGGGCGAACUGCGUUCUUGCCCGAGUACACCGUUGCAAAGGAUAAGAUCUCGGAACAGCUUGUGGGGCAUGUCGAAAACAGCGACAAGAUCACACGUAAGGCGCAGCUGGAAGCUUUUGACAACAUUGCUGCAGCCAGGCCUGUCGUGGAUGGGAUCCUGAGUAGAUAUGCUGCAGUAUUAACGCCGAGUGUGCCGGAUGAGGCGCCUUUGGGGAUCGAGAGGACUGGCAGCGCGGCAUUCUGCUUGAUUUGGACUGCAUUACAUACACCUGUGGUGAAUGUGCCGGGCUUUAAAGGUGAGCAUGGCAUGCCAAUUGGUGUAUCACUCGUCGCCCCGCGUUACCAUGACAGGCAUUUGCUUGCAGUCAGCAAGAAGGUCGGCGAUGUCUUUGAAGUAGAGGGUGGGUGGAAAUCGGCUGUGUAGAUUUUCCACUAUAGGUGUCGUCGAAAGACCAGACCUACCCCAUGACUUGCGGGGUGUUCCCAGGUACAGAUAUUUGUAUAACGUGGUUCACAAGCAAGCGGCGCACCUAAGCGAGCGGCGCAACAUUGCAACUGUCCUAACUGCGCAGCGCUACAACGCAACAC